CAGGAGGAACCUGCGCGAGCUGAGCCCGAACCCCCGAGCCGCAGCCGCCGUAGCCCGUGCGCCCCGCGUCCCCCAGCGCGCCAUGGCCAAGGAAGGCGUGGAGAAGGCGGAGGAGACCGAGCAGAUGAUCGAGAAGGAGGCAAGCAAGGAGCCGGCGGAGGGCGGCGGCGACGGCCCCCACCGCCUUGGGGACGCCCAGGAGAUGCGCGCCGUGGUGCUGGCCGGCUUCGGGGGGCUGAACAAGCUGCGGCUCUCCAGGAAGGCCAUGCCGGAGCCGCAGGACGGCGAGCUCAAGAUCCGCGUCAAAGCCUGUGGUUUAAACUUCAUUGACUUGAUGGUGCGACAAGGGAAUAUUGACAACCCUCCCAAGACUCCCCUCGUGCCAGGAUUUGAGUGUUCUGGGAUUGUUGAAGGUUUGGGGGACAGCGUGAAAGGAUACGAGAUUGGGGACCGUGUCAUGGCAUUUGUCAAUUACAAUGCCUGGGCCGAGGUGGUCUGCACACCGGUGGAAUUUGUCUACAAGAUCCCAGAUGACAUGAGCUUCUCUGAGGCCGCUGCGUUCCCCAUGAACUUCGUCACAGCCUACGUGAUGCUCUUUGAAAUUGCCAACCUCCGGGAAGGGAUGUCGGUGCUCGUGCACUCAGCUGGUGGUGGCGUGGGCCAAGCUGUGGCUCAGCUGUGCUCCACCAUCCCCAAUGUGACUGUCUUUGGAACAGCUUCUACUUUCAAGCAUGAAGCAAUCAAAGACUCUGUGACCCACCUCUUUGACAGAAAUGCAGACUAUGUGCAAGAAGUAAAACGAAUCUCUCCUGAUGGUGUGGACAUUGUUUUGGAUUGUCUAUGUGGAGACAACACUGGGAAAGGUCUCAGCCUUCUCAAACCCCUGGGAACCUACAUUUUAUAUGGCUCAUCCAACAUGGUAACUGGAGAGACCAAGAGCUUCUUUAGCUUCGCAAAAUCAUGGUGGCAGGUGGAGAAGGUGAACCCCAUCAAGCUGUACGAAGAGAACAAAGUCAUCGCGGGUUUUUCCCUGUUAAAUCUGCUCUUCAAACAGGGCCGAGCGGGCCUCAUCCGAGCAGUGGUGGACAAACUCCUAGCACUGUACAACCAGAAGAAGAUCAAGCCUGUCGUGGACUCCCUCUGGGCCCUGGAGGAGGUGAAGGAGGCCAUGCAGCGGAUCCAUGACCGAGGGAACAUCGGCAAGCUGAUUCUGGAUGUGGAAAAGACCCCGACACCACUGAUGGCCAACGACAGCACAGAGACCAGCGAGGCAGGGGAAGAGGAGGAAGACCACGAGGGCGACAGUGAGAACAAGGAGCGGAUGCCCUUCAUCCAGUAGCCUGGGACUCAGGCAGGAGAACGAGAAAGGCUGGGGGAAGAGAAGAGGACCUGGCUGAGAAAGCUCUUCCGUGCUCGGUGAAUUGAUGCUGUAGUCCAGUGUGUGUCGUGUUUGUCUGCAGUCAGCUGAGCUAAAAAGCUGUUGUUCACUUGUUUUUGAAAUUAAGUGCCAACCCCAUUCCAUGCAGUAUUACGUCCUGCCUCAACCUGUGUGUUACACUCUCUUCUCCCCUCUUCUCAAGGCCACCCAUUUUUAGGUCCUUCUCGACAGUUCUAGAACAGUCUUGCAAAGUCAUUUACAAGUCUGCGGGGCAGAGAAGGGCAAAGAGGAGUGUGUGCAGGAAGGUGUGGUCACGAAGUUCCGUCCAGGGCCUGGAGCUGUUCAGGCCAGUGACACACAGCUGCCGGCCACUCGUGCCUCUGACGGGCACACUUGCCCAUUUGGCCAGCAGAAAGAGGGUUAGGCCAGGAGAUGUUUCCAUACGUUCUGCAGCUGUCCAGGCAGUGCCCAGCUCUCUGUGUGAGGCGCUUUCCUCAUGUCACCAUCAGAGGUUGGAGUCCUUCUCCCCCAUCCCUGUGGUGUUUGAUUCUUUCCCUGGCUCUCACUUACAAGCACAGAGAGGAGGGCGUGGGUUGCUCAGGGCAGCAGAUAGGCCAAAAGGAGUGCGUUUCAAGACCAGCCACAGAGACAUCUCCUUGGGAACCAUGUCUUGUGAGCAGAAUCCCCCUGGUGAAUGUUCUUGUUUUAAGAAAGCUCACUCUAGGUGCGACUAAGUGGCAUUCCUGAGAUCCUCCGGUGCUCUGUGCUUGUCAUCAGUACCGCCAGUUAUGCUACUUCGCAAUCCCUGGCACUAAAACCCAUCUU
Messenger RNA from Ochotona curzoniae (black-lipped pika), 2203 nucleotides. It is a transcript of the gene VAT1L, whose product is annotated as vesicle amine transport 1 like. The record is from RefSeq and is a predicted model, not a curated record. The coding region runs from base 83 to 1339 and encodes 418 amino acids. Gene Ontology annotation, molecular function: oxidoreductase activity; zinc ion binding. The transcript has 9 exons. Lineage: Eukaryota; Metazoa; Chordata; Mammalia; Lagomorpha; Ochotonidae.